AUGAAUAGUGUAAUACAAGAUUUUGAACCAGGAACACAUAGUUUUUAUGGUGCCAUGAAUAUCGAAAUCCUGAACGGAACAGUUUACUUGAAUGGUGCGACUCUUACUCCAGGUUUCAUGUCAAAUAUUUUUGCUCCACCGAAUAAUCUUCCAAUAUCAUUUGAAUCAUCAGAACCAUUCACAAUGAGAAUCAGUGAAAUCGAUAUUACCAUGCUUUCAAAGUUUGAAACAAAUAUUUAUGAUAUUAAAAGAACACCUGAUGGAUUUACAAAAUUAGGCAAUUACAUUUAUUAUUCUUCAAUGAUGCGUGGUGCAGAAUAUCCUCAAUCACUCAUUAAAUUCGUAGAUAACAUGAUUUUGAAAAAACCAACGAAAAUUUUCCUUUGUGGAGGCAAAGGAGUUGGAAAAUCAACAUUCUCGAAAGUACUAACCAAUAAAAUUAUAUCUCUACAUGGUAAAGUCGGCUUUCUCGAUUUAGAUCCUGGCCAACCAGAAAUCUCACUUCCAGGAUCGAUUUCAUUCUCUAUUUUGACAUCAUUUCUCUUAGGACCAGCAGAAAGGCAUUCCAGACUUGCUCAAGUCUCAUAUUACUAUGGAAGUGUCUCAUUAAGUGAUAAUAUCAAACAUUAUUUCGAUUGCCUUGAACAAUUGAUCAAAGAAAUACCUCCAGAUAUAUUUGUAGUUAUAAAUUCAUUCGGAUGGGUCAAAGAUCUCGGUUUAGAAUUGCAUAAAAGAAUAUUAAAUUUAAUUUUACCAGAAAACUUGAUAAUGCUUACAUCCCCAAACGAGCAAGUUACUCCCCCUCGCGGAUACGCUUUUACUGCAGAAAUAACACCAAGAGCCAGCAUUUUUAAGACAUCUCCUGUCAGACAAAGAGAAUUACGCUUUAUUUCAUACUUUGAAUCAUGGGACAAAACUCUUUCACAACAAGUACCAAUAGCAUUGAACUUAAGAACCAUUCAUUUGCGUUUAAUUAACGUUAAAAUUGAUCCAACAGAAAUUUUGAUGGCAUUUAACGGAUCCAUUGUUGCUUUGUUUAAUGAUACUAGAAAGUUCCCUCCAAACAAGAAAUUAGUGACAAUUUUGAGAAAAAUUACUCCGAUGCCAAUUAUUGGCUACGGAUUUGUUAAAGCGAUUGAUAAAGCCCAAGGAAUUAUGUAUGUUGUCACUGAUGUACCUCCAGAUGCUAUCAAUACUGUAGUUCUUGGCGCAAUUCAGACUCCAACUUAUCUUUACCACGGAUCUAAGAGAAUUGAAUCGAAUUACACGGGUACAAAUGUUUACAAUAAGGAAGGCGCUGGAACUGAUCCCAUGCAUCUCAAAAAUCCUGUAGCAUAUCAAUAA
This is a messenger RNA of Trichomonas vaginalis G3, 1344 nucleotides long. RefSeq names its product polynucleotide 5'-hydroxyl-kinase protein. NCBI's taxonomy places the organism in Eukaryota, Parabasalia, Trichomonadida, Trichomonadidae. Gene Ontology annotation, biological process: cleavage in ITS2 between 5.8S rRNA and LSU-rRNA of tricistronic rRNA transcript (SSU-rRNA, 5.8S rRNA, LSU-rRNA). Bases 1 to 1344 code for a protein of 447 amino acids. The transcript has a single exon. Gene Ontology annotation, cellular component: nucleus. The record is from RefSeq and is a predicted model, not a curated record. Gene Ontology annotation, molecular function: polynucleotide 5'-hydroxyl-kinase activity.